GACUAAUCUUUUUUAUCAAAACAAAAUGACUAAUCUACAUUGAGAAAUUUAUAGGGUUCACAAGAUGAAUUUUAAUCUUUUAACCAAAUUUUUUCCAUAGACAAGAGUUAGAGAUCAAAUUAUCAAAUUUCUGACCACCUGCUCAAGAAAUUCAAGAUUCUUACCACUUGAAUUAAUUUUUUUAUUGGUUGUACAUUGAUCUUCUAAAGAAUACUCUUUGGGCGCGUUUGAUCUGUUACUAGACAUAACAACACAACACAUGAUAGAAUAGAAUAGCACGGAACAAACUUUUAUGAUAUUGGGUGUGCAUGUCUUAAUCAAAGCGAGCUAUCAUUAGGAAACCACCUUAGCCUUCAAUUAAUAUUUUUGGAACUAACCUUAGCCGAUCAAUUAAUGUUGUUUAUAAUGAAAAUGAAAAUGGUGGAAAUAAAAUGGUGGAAAUGAGAUUAUAUUAUUCAAAGUAGGAAGAAUGCUAGAAUGCUAUACUCUUGUGUAUGCUUUUGUAUUAUGUACGUGUGUUACUAUUACAUAUGAAUAUAUACAUGCUAGCCAACGGUAAUAAUAUGAAAACAUGGAAAUAACAUUAAGUAACUUUAUGAUGAUUAUUGUCAAACGGUAAUAAUAAUAAUAGAUGAUAUAAGGAAAUAUCAUUAAGUGGUUUUAUGAGUAUUAUUGGGUUUGAUUCCAUGUAUUAGAGCAAUGCAUUCUGAUAAAUUACUUUCCAAUGGUUUGUUUGAUUUGUCUUGAUUUGAUCCAUUAACUAUGAAAUCUUCAUGAUUCUUUACUGUUUAUAUAUUUUAGGAAUGAAAUGGCAGUCACAGUCAUCAAUUGAUGUAAUCUGUUUUACUAAACUUAGCCUAUAAAUAAUGUAAACAGCUCUAGUAGAUCACAUAAUCUAUCAAAUUUUCAAAACACACUGAUUCCAGACAACAAGUAGUAGAAGAUAAUGUUGCUGCAGAGGUUAGCUGCAACAGUGUUGUUUUUUAUCAUAGGAUUUUCUGCUGUGAUUGCAGAGGGAAAUCCUCAUCGGAUUGUUUUAGAUACAGAUGUUGAUACUGAUGAUUUUUUUGCUCUGUUUUACCUUCUCAAGCAAAACACUUCACAAUUUCAAUUAGAAGGAGUGACCAUUAAUGCAAAUAGUUGGAGUGAUGCUGGGCAUGCUGUGAAUCAUAUAUAUGAUUUACUUUACAUGAUGGGAAGAGAUGAUAUUGCUGUUGGAGUUGGUGGCGACGGCGGAAUACUUCCUAAUGGUACCAUACUUCCAAAUGUUGGUGGAUAUCUUCCAAUUAUAGAUCAGGAAUUGACAACAGCAGGAAGUUGUAGAUACAGGCAGGCUAUUCCUGUUGGUUCUGGAGGACGUUUAGAUAAAGAUUCAAACUACGGUAUCAGAAAAGCUUUUCUACCACAGGGAAAGAGAAAAUAUACACCAUUGGAACAACCAACUGCUCAACAAGUAUUGAUUGAAAAAGUAUCUGCAGGUCCCACAACUCUGUUUGUGAUUGGUACAAAUACAAAUGUUGCAAUAUUUCUAAUGAAUAAUCCACACUUGAAGAAAAAUGUGGAACAUAUUUAUAUAAUGGGUGGAGGUGUAAGAUCAAGCAACCCAGCUAGUUGUUGCCCCAAUAAUUCUUCAUCUUCAUGUGUUCCUCCUGGACAGUGUGGCAUUCGCGGAAAUUUGUUUACAGAUUAUAAUACUAACCCUUAUGCAGAGUUCAAUUUCUUUCUAGACCCUUUUGCAGCUUACCAGGUGAUUCAUUCUGGAGUUCCAGUCACUCUAGUUCCUCUUGAUGCAACAAACACAAUUCCCAUCACCGAACAAUUCAUUGAUGCAUUUGAAAAGCGUCAAGACACAUAUGAGGCACAAUACUGUUUUAAAUCCUUGAAAAAUAAUUUUUUGUGGGACCCUUUCAUGACUGGUGUAGCUAUCUCAAUCAUGAGUAAGCCUAACAACUAUAAUGGAGAAAAUGAAUUUGCUGAAAUGGAGUAUAUGAACAUAACUGUAAUUACUUCAAAUAAACCAUAUGGUAUAUAUGAUGGCUCCAAUCCAUUAUUUGAUGGAUUAAGAGUUCCCAAGUUUAAUCUUCAAAAAGGUGGGGUGCAUAGUGGUCACGUCCAACAAGGACUUAGAGAUCCUCUUUGUUUUGUGGAGAAUGGGACAGGAAAAUGCCAGGAUGGUUACACAAAAGAGGUAGAUGGUCCAGACUCUGUGAGAGUACUUGUUGCUACAAAAGCAAAGCCUAACCGAGAUGUUGCAAGUUCACUUGACAAGGAAUUUUACAUAAGCUUCUUAAAUGUUUUAAAUCAACCACAACAAGCAGGGAAAUUCAACUUCACCACACAAUUUCCCUACUACAAAGAAGUAACUUAUAAGCCAGAUUUUCAUGAUAAAUUAUUGGGAAAACCUGUUGUGUUUGACAUGGACAUGAGUGCAGGAGAUUUUCUAGCUUUGUUUUAUCUCCUUAAAGUGCCUGUUGAAGUAAUUGAUCUUAAGGCAAUCAUUGUGAGUCCAACUGGAUGGGCAAAUGCAGCAACAAUUGACAUAAUUUACGACAUACUUCACAUGAUGGGUCGCGAUGAUAUUCCUGUUGGUCUGGGAGAUGUUUUUGCUACAAAUCAAACAGAUCCAAUAUUUUCAUCCGUUGGAGGAUGCAAGUAUGUUAAAGCCAUUCCUCAUGGAAGUGGGGGAUACAUUGAUUCUGACACUCUUUACGGUCUUGCUCGUAAUUUGCCACGCAGCCAAAGAAGGUAUACAGCAGAAAAUCCUGAACUUAGGCAGCCACUAGCUAUGGAAGUUUGGGAGUCUGUAUUGCAAACAUUGAAACCAGGCUCCAAUGUUACAGUACUAACCAAUGGACCCUUGACUAGUUUGGCAAAGGUUGUUUCAAUGAAAAACAUAAGCUCUAGAAUCCAGGAGGUUUAUGUAGUUGGAGGACACAUCAGCAUAAAUGAAAAAGACAGAGGAAAUGUGUUUUCAGUUCCUUCAAACCAAUAUGCAGAAUUCAACAUGUUUCUAGAUCCUUUAGCGGCCACAACAGUGUUCGAAUCACAAGUUAAUAUUACACUCAUUCCACUGAGUACUCAGCGCUUAGUGAGUUCAUUCCCAACGGUUAUAGGUACAUUGCGCGCGACAAGAAAAACACCUGAAGUUUUGUUCUCCGAGCGUCUAUUGUCAACGCUAUACCGUUUGAAGCAAAUAAAUAACCGAUAUCACCAUAUGGACACAUUCCUAGGGGAAAUUUUAGGUGCAGUUGUCCUGGCUGAUAAGUCAUUAACUCUGAAGCCAAAAUUUGAGGUGAAGCCUAUUAAAGUAUUGGCUAGUGGUGAUGAAUCCAGUGAUGGAAAAAUAGUGGUGGAUGAGAAACAUGGGAAGUUAGUCAGAAUAUUAAGCAAUGUGGAGGAAAAUGCUUAUUAUAAUUUGUAUGCAAACAAGCUUGGAGAUCAGAAUCAGUCAGCUAAGAUAGGAAGCUUUGAAGAACAAACAAGAAACUGGAGUCAUCCUCAUGAUGAUAAACUAAUCAAGAAAAAAGUGCUCCAUCCAAUGGUUAAACAUGGCCACGGAAAAGGAUUACACGCCGUAACUGAGUUAAUGCAGUAGUUAUUAUCGAUCAUCCGAUCAACAAUAAAUGAUUAAGCAUGAAAUAAGUGUUCCAUCUAAUGAUUAAGCAUGGCCACAACCAAGUCUUUUUCAUUAAAAACAUGAAUGUGUAUUUUCUUCAAACAAUAAAUAAUUAGCAUAUUGUUGAAUAAUUUAUGAAAGAAAUAAUAUCCGACUACAACAUUCAUACAACUCUUCAGUAUUGUUACAUAACUCAACGAUUUGUUCUUAUGACAUGUGGACUGUCUGUUACAUAAUCCUGUCAUGGUUUAUUUGUGAGAGAUUAAAAAUGAUAUACUCAUACUUUUUAUACAACUACUCCAUUGUUUAUCAAAAAUACUCCUAGAAGAAUAUAAUCAUACUAUAUAAUAAUCAACAUUCAAUGCUAUAAAAUAUUCAACGCUAUAAAAUAUAAUCAUACUUUUUAUACAA
Trifolium pratense (red clover) is the source of this 4027-nucleotide messenger RNA. RefSeq lists its product as uncharacterized. Lineage: Eukaryota; Viridiplantae; Streptophyta; Magnoliopsida; Fabales; Fabaceae. The record is from RefSeq and is a predicted model, not a curated record. The transcript is spliced from 12 exons. The coding region runs from base 947 to 3595 and encodes 882 amino acids. Gene Ontology annotation, molecular function: hydrolase activity, hydrolyzing N-glycosyl compounds.